AUGGAGAUAGAUAAUGGCAUAACAAUUCCUUCGGUGGAGGCUUUAGCCAGGAGGGGAGUUCUGGUUGAAGAUGACGGUUGUAGUUUCUGUAACGAAGGCAUAGACUCGGUUUCGCACAUUUUCACGGCUUGCCCGUUGGCGUUGGGGUUAUGGGAAAAGAUUAGUUUUUGGUGUUGCGUUAGGAAUUUUUUCGUGUUUUCCUUUAAAGAUUUACUGGAGCUUCACUCGAUUGGAGAUAGAAGAAAGUUGGAGAAAGAGGUGCUUUACGGGAUUAUUAUCACCGCCUGCUGGAUUUUAUGGAAGGCUAGGAACAAUCUUCGUUUUAACGGGACAAAUUGUAAUGUCGAAGAUAUUUUUAGCGAGGUUCGGGCUACUAGUUUUCUCUGGUGUAAACAUAGACGUUUUAACGGGACAAAAGGGAAGUUAGCGUGGGCGGAUUGGUGUAAAUUUGUUAAUAUGUAG
Molecule: messenger RNA, 462 nt
Organism: Helianthus annuus (common sunflower)
Lineage: Eukaryota; Viridiplantae; Streptophyta; Magnoliopsida; Asterales; Asteraceae
Exons: 1
Coding region: 1-462 (153 amino acids)
Source: RefSeq, a predicted model, not a curated record